Molecule: messenger RNA, 3030 nt
Organism: Naegleria fowleri
Lineage: Eukaryota; Heterolobosea; Eutetramitea; Acrasida; Naegleriidae
Exons: 1
Coding region: 1-3030 (1009 amino acids)
Biological process (GO): positive regulation of transcription by RNA polymerase II
Cellular component (GO): nucleus
Molecular function (GO): transcription cis-regulatory region binding; protein binding; metal ion binding
Source: RefSeq, a predicted model, not a curated record
AUGGGCUUCUUUUCUUUAGCCAACCUGUUUCAUCGAGACAACCACAACCAUUCCAAGUCCGAGAGUGUUCUUCAAACAUCGACUGGUGUCACGACGUUGUCAUCUUCGACCAAAUUAGCAGCACUUCGAACCACCGAUGACCUUGCUUUGAAUGGAAAACUCAGCGAUACAUCGUUGGUUUCGAGAAGUAGUUCAGCAGUGUCAAAUUCGACCUCACGGAAUCGACAUUCCAUGGAUUCCUCAGGUUCAUCAUCGUCGUGGUCUCUUUCGUCGAAUGGUGGACAACUCACUUUGAAUCAUCAUACAACAUUUCCAUCUCGAUCGUCCAUUUCCUCGUCACACAACAGUACUCAUCAUCAGCAAUAUCUUUCUGUACAACCGAAUCAUCAUUCUCAUCAUCAUCAUCACCACCAUGGUCCCAUUCAUAUCUCAACCAGAGUGAGCAUUCGAGAUUUUGCAAAACAAUACUUGGAACUCAUGGAGAUUGAAAAAACAAGAGCCCUUUUACAAAAUUCACUCGCUCAAAAUUUGGAUGAUCCAUUAUCCAUUCAGCAUCAUUCAGUUGUGACAAAAUCUUUAAAUGUCAUUGUCGAAACGAAAUCAUCUCAAAAUCCUCCUGAAGAGAAGAAGAAGAAUACUCUUCUGAGAGAUGCUUCUGAAGUAGAUCCAGCAAAUGAACUUGUUUUGGAAAAUGUGGAGACUAAGAAUGCAAAUGAACCCUCCUCGAUUUCACACUCAGACACUAGUGUCGACACCUCAUCGAGUGAGGUCUCUCCUGCCAUCCAAGUCAACGUCAGAGACAAGGUGAACAAUACAUCCUCAAAUGAUUCAAAUGACGACACUCAAAAUGGCAGAGACACUUCAGUCGAGACAACACCAAACAACCAACCAAGUGUAAUCACAACUACAGAAGAACAGAAAAAGAAUCACCACGAGAAAGCAAGUUUUAAAAAGUUUCUCGCUGAACAUGAGAAUUAUCUCUCGUCACUCGAUGAAAUAUUUCAAGUGUGUAUUUAUGGCCAUGUGGAAAGACUGAAAUCACUCUUAGAAGAAAUUCGACAAAAAUCCAAUCGUUUCUCUCUCUCUAUGAAAUCCCUUCGAUUAAGUGGCUCAGUAAAAGUCAAAAAAUUCAUCUCUAGAGAGGAUAGUGGCAAGACAGAAAAUGUGAAAAAACAAUCAUGGAGUAAUUGCACACUUGUACACUUGGCUGCACGAUUCAAUCAAGUGGAUGUCUUGGACAUGUUAUUGAAAAAUUUCAUUGGAAUGAAUGAGACCUUGUCGGAUGUGAUCAAUUUGGAGGAUGACAUUCAUGCCACUCCACUUUUUUACUCGGUGACUUCUGGCGCUUAUGAAUCGACAGCUUUUCUUUGCAGCUUUUCAAAUGCCAUUAAGAUUAACACAAAAGAUGUAUUUGAAUGUAGUCCUUUGUGGUAUGCCAUGCAUAGAAAAGAUUUUGAAAUGGCUGAUAUUUUAAUUACCUUUGGAGCUGAUAUUUAUUUCAAGAUUCAUGGAGGAGAAUCUUAUCUUCAUCGAGCAUGUGAAAUGAACGAUGUUGAUAUGAUCAAAUAUAUUCUUUUAGGAAUUAGAAAAGAAGAAUCCAUAGAUUUAAUCAAUAAUACAAAACAAAAUCAAAUCUUCCAAGAAAGACAGUCACUCAUGCUGCGAUGUGAUCAACGACAUCAAAUUCCUCUCUUCAAUGCCAUCAAAUCUUAUGAAGAAUUUUUGAGAAGAAAAAAACUUCAGAGUGCUGCUUCUCGAUCAACAACAACACCAUCGACUUCACCACCCACUAACAACAAUCCAUCACAUCCCUUCUCUGAACCAAAAGAACAGGCGUUCGAUUUUUUAUUGAACUUUUUCACACAGCAUUGUCCAAGUAUUUUACAAAAAUCUCUCGAUCAAACGAAUCACUAUGGUCACUCGAUGAUUCACUUUUGUGUGGAAAGAGAUGCUUUUCAACCUCUUUUGAAGAUCAUUCGUCUCUACGAUUCGGAUGACAAGUUGAAACAAGCUCUCAAUGAAAAAGACAAGAUUCUAGGAAAUACACCACUGCAUAUUGCAAUCAUGACCACUCAUUAUGAUUGCUUUAAACUACUUGUGAGUUGUCAAGAAGUUGAUCUUAAUAUUCCCAAUCAACAAUUGGAUUUACCUCUCCAUGUGGCAAUUCGACAAAAGAAACUUCGAAUGAUUCAAUACUUGUAUUCACUCUAUUCUCAAAAAGAUUUGGAAACUAAGAAUGCACAACAUUUAUCAUGUCUCAAACUUGCAAAACGUCUCUCAUUGAAUUUAAAGAAACUAGCAGAAGGAAAUAUUGAAGAAUUUGAAAAAGAAUUAAAAUCUAAGGAAAAGAAGAAUGAAAAGAAAUGGUGGCACAUUUUCAAGAUUCACAAAAAGAGUUCACAUACUCCUCAAGAAGUGGCAUCCAAUGCUUCUUCUACUACUUCUACUGAGGAAACCCUUUCUUCCAGUAAUUUAUCCUCUCUCGCAAAGAAUACUUUGGACACUCUGUCUUCAUCUUCCUCAAAUGAUGUUUCACAGUCACAGGCCACCACGACAUUCCCUCUUGUUCAUUGGACGAAAGAUUUGACGCUAGGAGUGGAAAUUAUGGAUGAACAACAUCAUGGCUUGGUGGACAUUAUUAACAAGCUCAUUCAAUUGAUGUUUGGAGGUGAGAAUGAUUGUAAUGUACCAGAACGAUCGAGUGAUGAAUGGUUAUUGGGCUAUGUGAUUGGUCUCUGUUUGGAAUAUACUGAAUUUCAUUUUGAGACUGAGGAGAGAAUUAUGGCCAAGUAUGCCAAAUCGUUGCCAGAGGGAUAUGCAGAGGAGCAUCAUCAAGAGCACGAAGAAUUCACGAACAAGAUGAAAAAACUGCAUCAAGAAUAUCUCGACAAUCACUCAACCAUUUCCUUCUUGAAUGUUGAUUUAUUGAAUUAUUUAUUGCAUUGGUUGAUCAAUCAUAUCAUGGGUAGUGACCAUGUAUUCGUUUCUCAUCUCACAAAAGAUGUCCCACCAGAACAAAUAUCUUUAUAA